Molecule: messenger RNA, 1761 nt
Organism: Durusdinium trenchii
Lineage: Eukaryota; Dinophyceae; Suessiales; Symbiodiniaceae
Source: the annotation of a GenBank genome assembly
AUGAAGUUUACCGCUUUCCUCAUUGCCACAACGCUUUCCGGGGCUGUGCGCCUGCAGCAAACCUCAGAGGAGUCCAGUUCUCUCAAUUGGUCGCCCCAUGCGGACGACGCAGUCACUCCAUCCUCGUUCGAGGAGAGACGUGAGGCUAACGGCUGCAAGAAGACGGAGAAGAGAUCCUUGUUCUCAAAGAUGCGCGGAUGGUUCAGAUCCGAGGAGGACCAGCUGAAGGAGGUGCCCUGGUCGCUGGGGGACGAUGUGAAUGGCGAGUCCAUUCAAGAAGAGUUGGUGAAGUUUCUGGACAAGGACCGGCCAGAAACAAGCCACAGGAAGGAGGAGAAGUUUCCAAUUUUCGAAAAGCCCGACAUGAAAAGCGUGGCCUUCUUGGAGUCAGCCAUGAAGAGUGAAACCAAGGAGCCCUGCCAGCAGCAAUUGGGAGGGCUGAUGAGAGAAUUGCAGAAGGCUUGCGAGCAGGAAAGACCCUAUGAACACCGACGAUUCUUCGAGCCGUUGCCGCCCAAGACGUGCAGCGAGUCCGUGAAGGAUCUCUUUUUGCAUGGCCAGGACUUGGUGGACACGAGCCAGGUGCCGGACACGCUGGUGCGGCAUGCAGGGGUACCGCCAGAAACUCUGCCCCUGGCGCAAAGUCUUUGGUUCUUGCAAGACUGGUUGGUGAAGCUGGCCACGGCCGAGAAGGAAGCCAUUCUGUGGGCCGGAUUCUGGACUGAUCCGGAGGCUGAAGAUGGACAUUUGCACCGAGCUUCUAAAGAGACUUUGCAACGGUUUGCCCAUCUCACUGAGACCGAGACCGUACAUCCCAGCACGAAAUUGGGGCGGAUCAUCGCAGGGCACAAUGAGCUCGACCAAUGCAAGGGCGAAUUGGCUUGGAAGCUGACAGGGAACUUUUGGUCGUUUGCCAGCUAUUCCUUCGUCCGUGGCAUGAAGAUCAAAAAGCAAGGCACUGUCAUUGCUCUCGUCAACAAAGACUUGAAGGGCCCCAGACCAUUGAACAACUCUGUCUUGUUUCAGCAUGAAGUGCCCACGCUGGGUGUUGCGGCCUGGGGGCUCGGUUUUUGGUCGCCCCAAGUGAUUCUCAUUGAUUUGAAGGCGACGUGCAACAAGACCAGUUCCAUGCUUCGGGAGCGGCUCUUCGCUCGGCUCAGCCCAUACUUCCGUGUCAAAGCCCAAGAGCAAUAUUUCACCUCUGCAGAAUACGCCUUGCGCUCCAAGCCAUCGUGGCAAUGCCUCGACUGCGAGGAGGGGAAGUGCGAGCUGGGCCCCGAGUUGGCCACACAUCUACAAGUACUGCGACAGGCCCGGCAUCAGGAAGACAAGCUCAACCAACAGCUCCUGGAACUCGUGACACGCUUCAAUUUAGCGCACGCUGAGCAUGGUGGUGAGCCCGCCAACUCUGUUCGGCAGCUCUUGGAGCUGAACGCCGACCCUUCCCGGGCCUUUCGCAAGGACGGCAUGACUCCCUUGCACUUGGCCGCAGGUGCCUGCUUGGCGGACACUGUCCGGCAGCUCCUGCGCUGCGGUGCCCCCACCGACGCGAAGGCGGGUCCUGGAGGCUUCACGCCGCUGAUGAAGGUGGCGAACGCGCGCUGGUACUGCGACCGCCCGGAGGGCGCCGACAUCGCCCAGCAGCUGCUGCUGCACGGCGCGAAGGCCAAGGCGCGGGCUUGGCUGGGCCGCACGGCGCUGGAUCCCGCGAGGCCCAACGCCGCGGUGGCCGAAGUGCUGAAGAAGCAUCUCGCAGGGUAA